AUGCUAAGAGGUCUAUAUGCAGUAUCAUUCACUCAUCAACUUGGAGAUGUUGCACUUUUAGAUUUUCCAAAUUUACAAGUCAUCAGAACUCACUUUCUUCCUGAGCAACCGGAAUCUGGUGUUGACUGGUUACACCUUCCAGUUCUGAUGAAUGUCAGAACAAUUGUUGCAGACAUCUAUUCGGGAGAAAAGUAUUGGCAAUGGGCUCCGAAAUCAGCUUCUUUGAAUGCUUUGAAAGGAGUGCCCAAUUUGAAGCAUAUUGUAUUCACUAAAGAUGAAAACAUUGAAAGUCACACUAUUACUCCUACAUUUUUCGAAGCAGUUCAAUCUCUUGGAAUUAGAUGCCGUGUCACUCAGCUCUUGACCCCUAGCGAAGUCAUGCAACUAGAUUAUGAACUGAACGGCCCAAUGUAA
Molecule: messenger RNA, 414 nt
Organism: Melampsora larici-populina 98AG31
Lineage: Eukaryota; Fungi; Basidiomycota; Pucciniomycetes; Pucciniales; Melampsoraceae
Exons: 2
Coding region: 1-414 (137 amino acids)
Source: RefSeq, a predicted model, not a curated record